Messenger RNA from Elaeis guineensis (African oil palm), 1294 nucleotides. RefSeq names its product histone-lysine N-methyltransferase ATXR6. Gene Ontology annotation, molecular function: protein binding. The record is from RefSeq and is a predicted model, not a curated record. NCBI's taxonomy places the organism in Eukaryota, Viridiplantae, Streptophyta, Magnoliopsida, Arecales, Arecaceae.
UCUCCCUCUGGCCAUGGCUCCCAAGACCCCCUUCAGGAGGCGAACCCGGGCCCCAGCUCGCCGAUCUCCCCCCCCAGAUGCCGAAGAAGAUCGCGUCGAAUCCCUCCAGUGCGAGAAGUGCGGCUCCGGCGACCGCGCCGACGAGCUCCUCCUCUGCGACAAGUGCGACCGAGGAUUCCACCUCUUCUGUCUCCGCCCCAUCCUUGCCUGCGUCCCUCAGGGCCUCUGGUUCUGCCCCUCCUGCUCCUCCCACAAGAAGCCCAAGCAGUUUCCUUUGGUCCAGACGAAGAUCGUGGAUUUCUUCCGAAUCCAGCGGUCAUCGGAAUUUGAGACGCUUGGCAGUAGGAAACGGAAGAAGAAGACAGGGGGGCUGGUGGUGGCGAAGAAGAAGAGGAAGUUAUUGCCUUUUAAUCCGAUCGAGGACCCCAAUAGGAGGCUGGAGCAGAUGCAAUCCUUGGCCACGGCAUUGACCGUCACAGGGGCCAAGUUCAGCAACGAGCUCACAUAUCUUCCCGGCAUGGCCCCGCGCUCCGCCAACCGCGCUGCUCUCGAACAAGAAGGGAUGCAGGUUUUGUCCAAGGAGGAUACUGAAACCUUAAACCUCUGCAAGAGAAUGAUGGAAAGGGGAGAAUGGCCUCCUCUCUUGGUUGUUUACGACUCUCGCGAAGGGUUCACAGUGGAGGCAGAUAGGUUCAUCAAGGACUUGACAAUUAUAACAGAGUAUGUUGGUGAUGUCGAUUACCUAAAGAAUCGAGAGCAUGAUGAUGGGGACAGCAUGAUGACACUACUUUCAGCCAAGGAUCCAUCAAAGAGUCUUGUUAUAUGCCCCGAUGAGCGUAGCAACAUCGCUCGGUUCAUCAAUGGCAUCAACAACCAUACACCGGAUGGGAAGAAGAAGCAGAAUCUGAAAUGUGUUAGGUACAAUGUGGAUGGUGAAUGUCGAGUUCUGUUGAUUGCGAUUCGAGACAUAUCGAAGGGGGAACGACUGUAUUAUGAUUACAAUGGGUAUGAGCAGGAGUACCCAACUCAACAUUUUGUUUAAAUUCUCCUCUAUCCAUCAGUUUAGGUUUUGACACACAUGGAGAUUUAGUUGCAUUCUUUUUGUUUCAGUCUCUUUCAUUCUGGGGGCAAAUGGAACAGUAUUGCUCUAUUUUGAAGAGGACUAAUGGGUAUAUGGUGUAUUCUUACCAAAAGUGUUUUUUUGGUCAAAAUUUAAAUCCUCCCAUGUAACUCUUGUUUUUAAGAAAGCUUAUUCAAUGAAAAGCAAACAAGAGAAAGGAAAAUUGAUCAUUCA